This is a messenger RNA of Peronospora matthiolae, 285 nucleotides long. The record is from the annotation of a GenBank genome assembly. NCBI's taxonomy places the organism in Eukaryota, Oomycota, Peronosporomycetes, Peronosporales, Peronosporaceae.
AUGGACGAGAAUUACAUCUCAGAGUCCUGUUCACCUCUGGAUGACAAUGUGCCGGCAAUGCCAGUUCGGGUGGCCUUAGCGAGCUGCGUGGAGUUCAGUGCAGCCGUGCAUGCACGCUCGCGCCUGCUGUGGAAAUGGCGCCAAAAUUACGGGCGGUUGGUACGAGACCGUGAGGGGUGCCCGGACAGCUGCUAUUUUGAGAAGAGAUCCAUCCACAAGAAGCGGGCGAAGAAAGCCAAGAACCGCCUCGGUAUCCAGAGAAAGAGCAGAAAAGGCAUUCCAUGA